Molecule: messenger RNA, 2643 nt
Organism: Mus musculus (house mouse)
Lineage: Eukaryota; Metazoa; Chordata; Mammalia; Rodentia; Muridae
Product: predicted gene 14421
Exons: 1
Coding region: 1412-2029 (205 amino acids)
Source: RefSeq, a predicted model, not a curated record
UUUUUUUUUUUUUUACUUUAUAACAUGUAUGCACAACUGUUUCUUUGUUAUUGUUUUUUGUUUUGUAAUUUUAAUUGAGAAUGAGGAAGAAUAUGGUGAAUAAAUCACUCAUGGUUUUAAAGUUCAAUGGAGUUAGUAACUUAAAUGUUGCCUAAUUGCCAAUAAUGUAACAUACUUUCUCUGGUACUGUGUUUAGGUUACAGUUGGGAAGAACAUACAAUUGAAGACCAUUUCCAAACUUCUAGAAGUCAUGGAAGGUAAUUUUCCUCUGCAAGCUGAGGAGAAAAUGCCUAUGAAGAAAGUUUAACGUGUGCUACAAGUAGUAAAGAAAACCAAUAGGGUACAAUAAGCACUGCUUUCAGUUAUGGAUGUUUAUUGAAUUUCAUAAAAUCAUAUAUGUCUAUGGCAGAUAUGUAAUUAUUGUUUGCAAGACUUUCUAUUAAUUCAAAGACAGAGAAAUAAUGGCUUAACAGGUAUGUUACUGUUUAAAUCAACCUAGUAGAGCCAUGCUGUACAAGUGCGAGUGUCUUUAGUCUCAUAUCGCUUAGCUAUUGCAAAAGGAACACACAGUGAUUAGGUGACAAGUAUAUGUCUAAAACCUAGUAAUAAGCAAAUAAUCCAUAGUAUAUCUGAGCUCAAUGAUAUACUUGUAAUAUCAUUGCUAAAUUUAGUGAGAUGGACAGUUCAUAAGAUUCAAAAAUGGUUUGGUGGAAAAACCUUAAUCGCUAUACUACAUCUCUAUGAGGAAAAAAGUCACGUGUGUGAAUGUAAUAUGGAACCUUUACACUUGUUAUUCUCUUUUAAUAUGGUUGUCAUACGUUACUAUGGAUACAGCCCUUGUGAGCAUAGGGGUAUUGAAAGAUGCCACAUACCUUUCACUUUUUCAGAACAACAAGAGGAUAUGCAGUAUAACAUACUUUGAGUGACAUUCUAAAUGUGCUGUAAGUUUAUAAGUAUUUAGUUUCCCAACAUUAUUGGUGACAUUUUCCAACUCAAACUGCUGAAAAUCAUAAUUAGAAUUAGGGUAGUAGAAAUUAUAUUCUGUUUGCAUUUGUUCAUGUUCCAAAUGUAGUAUUACUCUCAUGAUAACAAAAUUUGUGAAUGCAAUCAGUGUGCAAAGACUUUGAGUUCUUCCUUUUUUUUUCAAAUAUGUGAAUAACCUUUUAUACAAAAAGUAUGCUAUAAAUGUGAGCCAGAUAAUCAAUACUGUUCCCAUUUCAUGUAUCCUCAAAGAUGUAAAACAAUCCAUAACGAGGAGAACACCUUUGAAUGCAAACAAAGGCAUAUUACAUUAACAUUAGAUUGCUCUUUUGAAUGAAGCCAAUUUUUAAAAGAAUUCAUACAGAUAAAAAGACUCAUCAGUAUAAUCAAUGCGAGAACAAUUUCACGUGUGCCAAUUGUAUUUGCAGGCAUGAAAGAAGUUCUUCUGCAGAGCAACACUCUGAGUUUAUUCAAUGUGGUAAAGCCUUUGCAUAUCAGUCAUAGUCAAAAGCAUGUAAGAAUACACAAUGGAGAGAAACACUAUGACUGUAACCAAUGUGGUAAAGACUUUGGAACAAGGAGUGUCCUCCAAAGACUUAAACGAACACAUACAGGAGAGAAACCCUAUGAAUGUAACCACUGUGGUAAAGCCUUUGCAAAAAGGAGUGACCUCCAAAUUCAUAAACGAAUACAUACAGGAGAGAAACCCUAUGAAUGUAACCAAUGUUGUAAAGCCUUUACACGAAGCAGUCAUCUCGGAAUCCAUAAGCGAACACAUACAGGAGAGAAACCCUAUGAAUGUAAACAAUGUGGUAAAGCCUUUGCACAUAGCAGUACUCUCCAAAUACAUAAGCGAACACACACAGGAGAGAAACCCUGUGAAUGUAAACAAUGUGGUAAAGCCUUUGCACAUAGCAGUACUCUCCAAAUACAUAAGCGAACACAUACAGGAGAGAAACCUUGUGAAUGUAAACAAUGUGGUAAAGCCUUUGCACAUAGCAGUACUCUCCAAAUACAUAAGCGAACACAUACAGGAGAGAAACCCUAAGAAUCUAAACAAUGUGGUAAAGCUUUUAAAAGAAGUGGUGACCUUCUAAUACAUAAGCGAAGACAUACGUGAGAGAAACCCUGUGAAUGUAAGCAAUGUGGUAAAGUUUUUAUAAGAAGUGUUGACCUUCAAAUACAUAAGCGAAGACAUACAGGAGAUAAACCCUAUGAAUGUAAACAAUGUGGUAAAGCUUUGCAGAAAGCAGUACUCUCCAGAUAUAUAAGCGAACACGUACAGGAGAGAGACCCUAUGAAUGUAACUAGUGUGGUUAAGCCUUUGCAGGAAGCAGUGGUCUCCAAUGUCAUAAAAGAACACAUACAGGAGAAACACCCCAUGAAUGGAACCAAGGUAGUAAACCCUUUGCAGGAAGCAGUGGUCUUGAAUAUCAUCGAAUACAUACAGCUGAAAAACCCUAUGUAUUUAACCAAUGUGGUAAAGCCUUUGCAGGAAGGAGUGACCUCCAAAGACAAAAGAUCAUACAGAAGAGAAAGUCUAUGAAGGCAUCUAAUGUUAUAAAGUCUUUGCAGCAAGCAUUGAUCUCCAUGUAUAUAAAUGAACACAUACCAGAGAGGAACCUUUUAAAUGUAACCAACAUGGUAAAGCUUUUUCAAAAA